AUGAACACAAUAGAGUACUUAGUGCAGGACCUUUCCAAGAUAAAAUUCAGACUCGAUUUCAUUUCAGAAGUGAACAUAUUAACUACUUCAGACGCAGCGCUGCCGCUGUGCGAGUUCACAUACUACGAGCUGAAGGAAAAGCUUAUCGACACGCUGCGAUACCCUCACCAAUACGACAGAAUAAUAUCAUUCAAUAAGCGCAUCGACAACUACUGCCUAGCGCGGCACCCGCGCACUAUGGAUCUCGAAAUGCACGUCAAUGCCAGCAAAUCGUUAAAUAACUUUUACACUAAUAGGGAAGGUCGGAUAGUUAGAGGCGAAGACUAUUACAAAAUACACACUGAUAUAAACAACAUAAAGCUCAUUGGGAGAUUGCCUAAGCUGCCUGCGUUAGCGACUUCGAGAAGACUGCUUGAGCGCGCACAGCAGGCCAAGUAUCUCCGAUACUACCUCAACAACGUCGCCGUACCGUCAUUCAAAGGCAGCAUAGGAGAGGCAUUUUUAUGGCUGAACAUAACAUUACUCAGAUUCAGCGAACUGCGAUACAACAGCAGAGUUAGAAGGAUGAUCGAUGAGUACCGUCCGCCAGAAAGCGAGGAAGAAGGCAUACCGAUGGAUCUUGCUCUACAUCAAUGGCGCGGUGGACUGCUGGAUAGCGGUGAGGUGUAUGACUAUCUCACCAAACUUCCUACAGAUUUACCCCUAUUCAUCCAAAUCAAGGGGUUUAGCCAUUCACCGUCGGCGUGGUGUACGUACAAGGAAUACAGGCGCUUUCAUUCCCAAGGAGAAACUCCGACGCAGAACAUUGUUUGUAUGAAUGGCAAGGUGGCUGUAUGUGAUGAGUACUCUAUCAACAAAUUUAAGUAA
Messenger RNA from Wallemia ichthyophaga EXF-994, 867 nucleotides. RefSeq lists its product as uncharacterized. The transcript has a single exon. The coding region runs from base 1 to 867 and encodes 288 amino acids. NCBI's taxonomy places the organism in Eukaryota, Fungi, Basidiomycota, Wallemiomycetes, Wallemiales, Wallemiaceae. The record is from RefSeq and is a predicted model, not a curated record.